AUGGGCUCCGCGUCCUCCAAGCCCACACACACCACCAUGACUCGCGACCUCGACGAGAAGGCCGCGUAUCUCGACAACCUCAACGCUUCCAAGCGCGAUGCCAAGCUCCCCGACCUCCCCGAGGCGAUGGAUGCGAGUCUUAGUCUCGGCACCGUCGCGGGCUGGGAUAAGGACCUCGAGAAUGACCCGACGUUCAAGCUCGCGCGCCUAGUACUCGGGUCGUCUGACCCGAUCGUGUCGCUCAAGAACCGGGCGGCCGAGGCCUCUGACGGGAAGAUCUUCAACGUCAACCUCAAGGGCGUCAAUGACAAGGGCGACUACCCUGGCCCAGUGACGAACCAGGCGAGCAGCGGUCGUUGCUGGCUCUUCGCGACGACCAAUGUGCUCCGGUACAAUGUGAUCGAGACGGCCAAACUUGGCGCGUUCCAGCUCUCCCAGAACUACCUGUUCUUCCACGACAAGAUGGAGAAGGCCAAUUACUAUCUUGAGAACAUGAUCGAGCUCGUCGACGAGCCGCUCGAGGGUCGCCUGGUGUCGUUCCUGAACUCGGCGCCAGUCGGCGACGGAGGCCAGUGGGACAUGGCCUACAACCUCGUGGCCAAGUACGGCGUCGUCCCGCAGACGCUGUACCCGGACGGUUUCAGCGCAACCUCGAGUUCGCGCAUGGGCUGGCUCUUAACCGCCAAGCUGCGCGAGUACGCGUUUGCAAUCCGCGCCGCGGCGCGCCCGAAGGACGGCGAGGCUGCGUCCCUCGAGACCCUCCGCGCAAUGAAGGCAAAGUACAUGCGCGAGGUGUACCGCACGCUCUGCACGACGCUGGGUACGCCGCCACACCCCGACGAGAAGUUUACAUGGGAGUACUACGACGCGGACAAGAACUACCACUCGUGGAGCGGCACGCCAAAGGAGUUUUACGCAAAGUUCUGCAUCCGCAAGAACAUGGACCCCAAGGACAGCUUCUCGCUCAUCAACGACCCGCGCAACGAGUACGAGCGGCACUACACCGUCAAGCGACUCGGCAACGUCCUCGAGGCCGGUCGGGUCAAGUACGUCAAUGCGCCGAUUGAGGUGCUUGAAGACGCGGUGAUUGCGGGUAUCAAGGCCAACACGCCGUUAUUCUACGGAUGCGACGUUGGCAAGUUCAGCAACGGUACCAAGGGUAUCAUGGACACUGCGAUUUACGACAUCCCCACCGCAUACGGGUUCGAGUAUGGCAUGGACAAGGCGCAGAGACUCGUCUCGGGCGAGUCUGCGGCCACGCACGCCAUGGUCAUCACUGCCGUACAUGUCGGCAAGGAUGGGCGGCCGGUGCGAUACAAGGUCGAGAACUCUUGGAGCGACACGAGCGGCGAGAAGGGAUGGUGGAUGAUGAGCGCAGACUGGUUCCGGCAGUACGUGUACCAGGUCGUUGUGCCGCGCUCGAUCGUCGACAAGAAGUGGGCGGCUGUGCUCGAGCAGGAGCCUGUCGAGUUUGAGCCCUGGGACCCGAUGGGUGCGUUGGCGUAG
Messenger RNA from Cutaneotrichosporon cavernicola, 1506 nucleotides. RefSeq lists its product as uncharacterized. The coding region runs from base 1 to 1506 and encodes 501 amino acids. Gene Ontology annotation, biological process: proteolysis; L-homocysteine catabolic process; response to toxic substance. Gene Ontology annotation, molecular function: cysteine-type aminopeptidase activity. Gene Ontology annotation, cellular component: cytoplasm. NCBI's taxonomy places the organism in Eukaryota, Fungi, Basidiomycota, Tremellomycetes, Trichosporonales, Trichosporonaceae. The transcript has 4 exons. The record is from RefSeq and is a predicted model, not a curated record.